Drosophila ananassae is the source of this 4089-nucleotide messenger RNA. RefSeq names its product phosphatidylinositol 4-phosphate 5-kinase type-1 alpha (gene PIP5K59B). The record is from RefSeq and is a predicted model, not a curated record. The coding region runs from base 314 to 2827 and encodes 837 amino acids. Gene Ontology annotation, biological process: phosphatidylinositol metabolic process. Lineage: Eukaryota; Metazoa; Arthropoda; Insecta; Diptera; Drosophilidae. Gene Ontology annotation, molecular function: phosphatidylinositol kinase activity. The transcript is spliced from 15 exons.
GGAGAGCUUCCACUUCCAGGGCUUCCCGUGCGCCUAUGAGUAUGCAGUGAAAAUGACAGCAGUGGCAGAGGAGCCAUCAACAUCGUCGUAGAUUGCAAAAACGUUGACGCCAGAGCGACAGAGACGAGCCAAGGUUCCUGCCGCCCCCAAAAUCCGACCCACGCGAUUGGAUAAUCCGCACUGAUCCACGCAUCCAGACAUUAGAGCCCAAUCCCAGCCAGACAGGAUGUCCUAGUGAAGCCUCCCAGAGACAAAAAAAGACAGACGAUAAGCACGGGGUAGGCUGAGAGCGCUGAAGUCACGGAGCACCACAAUGGCCUCCGGCGAUGGCGACACCAUCAAUACCAUCGACAUGGACAGCUCCUCCACGUCCCAGGCCAAGCCAGCGGAUCCCAGCAAUGCCUCCACCGGCGACCAUGUGGGCAACGCAUCCCCCGACCUGGGCAACCGUCCGAAUCGUGCAGCCAACAAAGCGGACAAGGAGCGAAAAAUUGGUCACAGACGCGUCGGCGAAGGAGGCGAGAUUACGUACAAAAAGAUACAGACGUCUCAGAUCAUGGGCUCCAUUCAACUGGGCAUUCAGCAUACAGUCGGCAGCCUGGCCUCGAAGCCCAAGCGCGACCUGCUUAUGAUGGAUUUCUGGGAGAUCGAGAGUAUUACCUUUCCGCCAGAGGGAUCUAGCCUUACACCUGCCCACCACUACAGCGAGUUUAGAUACAAGAUCUAUGCGCCCAUCGCUUUUCGCUACUUUCGGGAUCUUUUUGGCAUCCAGCCAGAUGAUUUUAUGAUGUCCAUGUGCACGUCCCCGUUGAGGGAACUGUCCAAUCCUGGUGCUUCCGGCUCGAUUUUCUACCUGACGGACGACGACGAGUUCAUCAUCAAGACGGUGCAACACAAGGAGGGUGAAUUCUUACAGAAACUACUGCCUGGUUACUAUAUGAAUCUAAAUCAAAAUCCGCGCACGCUAUUGCCAAAAUUCUUCGGCUUGUACUGCCUGCAAACGAGCAACGCCAAAAACAUUCGUCUGGUGGUCAUGAACAACCUGCUGCCAUCGUCCGUGAAGAUGCAUCUGAAAUACGACCUGAAAGGCUCCACCUUCAAGCGAAAGGCGAACAAGGCUGAGCGGGCCAAAAAGUCCCCCACUUACAAGGACCUGGACUUUAUGGAGCAGCAUCCAAACGGCAUCUUCCUGGAGGCGGAGACCUAUUCGGCGCUGAUCAAGACCAUUCAACGGGAUUGCACGGUGCUGGAGUCCUUUAAGAUCAUGGACUACUCCCUGCUUCUGGGCGUCCACAAUCUGGACGUGGCUCUGAAGGAGAAGCAGAGCGAGCACCGGAAACCUGUGAGGGCGCCACUGGCCGAGGAUUCCGAUGUGGAUGUGGACGAUCCGUUGGAUGGACUGGAUGGCGAGGGCAAGGAUCGGGAUGCAGCCACGGGCAUUAGCCGGAACAAUGCGGCAUACAGGUCCGUGAACCGCCAGCGCCUGGUGGCCCACUCCACGGCCAUGGAGAGCAUCCAGGCGGAGAGCGAACCCAUCGACGACGAAGAGGAUGUGCCACCUGGCGGAAUCCCAGCGAGAAGUGAGAAGGGCGAACGCCUUUUGCUCUACAUCGGUAUCAUCGAUAUCCUGCAGUCCUACAGACUGAAGAAGAAACUGGAGCACACAUUCAAAAGCAUCAUACACGAUGGGGAAACCGUAUCGGUCUGCCGACCCUCGUUCUAUGCUCAAAGAUUCCAAAACUUUAUGGCCAAGACCGUGUUCCGAAAGAUACCCUCCCUGGAUCUCCCAGAGAUCAAAGGGAAUCACAGAAAAUUUCGUACCUUGGUAACCAGCUACAUAGCAUGCCUCUCAAUCUCACCGCUCAAGCAUUCGCCGUCGAAGAGAAAAAGCCUCUCCAAGGCCAUUCAGCGCUCCAUCGACAGCGAAAACGAGGCGGCCACAAGGCCGGUUCACGCCUCGCACUCGCACAGCAGCGGCAAGAUCCACCAGCCAACCAAGCCGCCCACCACAGAGCCAACGCCAUCAGCAGCGGGAGGAGGCAGCACUGCAGCUAGCGGGGCAGGAUCAGGUGGCGCUUCAGGUUCGGUCCACAAUGAGAGGGCACCACCGCCCGUUAAGCAGCGAACACCGGCGCCCAGCAAUCUCAAGGCGCGGGUGCCACCGCCCGUGCCACCACGUGGUUCACCUCGACGCAAAGAUGGCCAGGAUCGUUCAACUCCAGGCACAACGCCAUCAUGCAGCUCGACCCCGCCCCCCGCCUUUGACGACAUCUCCGAGGACAGCUCGAACAAGAACAGCACCUCUUCGAUGGGGCGUCGGUCCCACCACCAUCAGCACCACCACCACCACCAUUAUCAGCAGCACCAGCAGUCGCAGCAAUCGAGCUAUCUGGACCGCAAGAUGAACAUCGGACCCGCCUAUCGUGGCUCCUACAAGGAGGACAUUGUGAGCGUCUCCGAGGUGCACCUGGACACACUUUUGGCGGUGGACACGUCUUCGAGCAGCCAGUACGGUUCCCGCGGCGGCCUGGCCUGGACACCGCCCGCUUCAGGUGAGGGCUCCACUCCCACAUGGACAGAGGGCACACCCAGUUUUACGGACUCCAGUUCGAGUGGUGAUCUCGGUAAUUGGCACUUGAGAUUUGCUUUGAAAUCGCUUUUUGUGUUUCUAUAUCUAUCUGUAUAUGUGUAUUCGUUCACGCUUGCAAUCGUAGACAACUUCUCGCCCAUAAACUCAUCUAAAAUCGAUCGACACAAGCCGACGGUGGAAGAUGCCAUCAACUCUCUGUCCGCGGGAAUGGUAAAUAUCGGAGGUGGCAAGCUCUAGAUGCAAUCCCCAACAGAUACCCCCCUCAGCUACACAUCCCACCACCACAAUGUCAUAACUUAGUAGCUCAAAGAUAUGAACAUCGAUUUGCACUCAUACACACAUCCCUAGACUCUUUCAAAAUUGCGAAAACAAAAACCAUCUUCCGUUUGUGGGUGUUAACCGCUAACCCGACAUCCCAAUAGCAUCGCUCACUGACCCAUAACUUCUCUAUUGCAUUCUUAUAGAUCAACUAACAUAACAUGUGGUGGACCGGAACACAGACACACCAACCAAAACCAACAUACAUCAUGAUGUGGACAGGCCUCAUACUCGUACAUACUGAUAACUGCUUGCGUGUUCAGGCGCACUUGUAUAGCUAGGAUAUAAUCAAAAGGCGCCCUUCCCCCCACAUAUAUAGAAUCCGUUUUCGACCCAUCCCCAGUCCACGACCACGACCACACCCACACCUGCCCAUACCCUCCAGCGGACACCGGGUGAAAACUACUCAAGCAAGCAACUAUUCACAACAGAACAAAACUAAAAACAGGAAAAAAUGAUAUUAUACACACGCAUUAUGCUCCUCGUCAUAUCCAGAAAACUCACAAUCAGAACUCAAAAAGCAAAACAGUAAAUGGCAAAUCAAAUAUCUAAGAGCAAAAUGUCCAGAAAUGGCAAGAACCUGUUGGAGAUCCGAGAUCCAGAGUCCCGUAAUCCGUAAUCCGUAAUCCAUAAUCCGUUAUCCGUUAUUGGUAAUUCGUAAUUCCCCAGUAUAUGUACAUUAAGUGUACGGUGUAAAGAGUUCGUUAUGCGUUCGAUCAGAUAUAAUAUGGAAAUAUACAAUACACUAAAAUUAAUAAACGUUUUUGCGAUACUUUCGAUCUCCGAUAUAUCCAUAUAAGUACGUAUUAUGUAUACCUAUGUAUAAUCAGCAAUCGCGAUAUUACAAUAUUGUUGUAAAAUAUUUAAAUUUACAAGCCAGGAAAACCAAGAGCAAAAUUAUAUACAUAUUAUUCAUCUGUAUUUAUUAACAAUAAUUGUAACACGCUUAGGUUUACUCACGACAGAAACCGAACAGGACACAAAUCUGAUAUUAUAUUACGUAAAUAGGACGGACGGACGGACAGACUGAAAUAACCGGACUGUAGACAAAAUUUGACGCAUACAAGAUAAAAGAAUUGAUUAUUUAUUAAUUAGUUGAAUGUUAUUUAACUUAUAUGCAUUAUUCUAAAGAUUACUGAAAUCCAAUUGUAAUUACAAUAAAUUAAAUUGCAAGGUUGAAA